This is a messenger RNA of Salvelinus sp. IW2-2015, 1454 nucleotides long. Lineage: Eukaryota; Metazoa; Chordata; Actinopteri; Salmoniformes; Salmonidae. The record is from RefSeq and is a predicted model, not a curated record.
GGACUGUACUGCACAGUGAGAACACGACAGACACUGCAGAGAGAGAAAACAAGUACAUCUGAGGAACAAGGCUAGGAGAACCACUCGACUGCAGCAGUGAUCUCGGUCAGAGAGAAAAAACUAAACAAAAGGAACCGGGUCUACAAAGAUACACUGACUAAAAGUCUGACAGAGACCGGAGUGAUAGACCCAGCGCUUAUAGAGCGUUAUAACACUCCAGGGUUCAUAGGCUGUCUGUCACGCGUCCAGUUCAACGGAGUCACACCCCUGAAAACAGCCCUAAGAAACCUUGUAGCAGACAGACCGAUAGACAGACAUCCAGACAAACCGACAGACAGACAGUCUGUGCCAGUGUCCUACCAGGGUAAGCUGGUAGAAUCUAAAUGUGGAGCCUCGCCUCUCACCAUCCACCAAUGUCUGCUGCCACCGAUCCUUGGCGCCUGGACUCAGGUGCAGAGUUCCCAUUUAAUGAAGAGAGAGUGAUCCCAGAUGGAGUCAACAGGAACUCAGCCAUUAUAGGAGGUAUCAUUGCCGUGGUGAUCUUCACCAUCCUGUGCACGCUGGCGUUCCUGAUUCGCUACAUGUUCCGUCACAAGGGCUCCUACCACACCAAUGAGUCGAAAGCGGCGGAGCCAGCCAGUGGCGAAUCAGCUGACACCACCAUCAUCGGCACCGACCCCAACCCAGAGACCAUCGACGAAUCAAAGAAAGAGUGGUUCAUCUAACUGCCAAUAGAAAGACAGAGAGAGAGAAGGGGUGGCUGUGUAUCUAACCAACAACCACAUGAGAAAUGGAGAGUGGGAGGUUCAUUUAUUGACCAAUCACAGGAGAGAUGGAAAGAAAUGUCAUCCAAUAGUGUACCUACUGAAUGGAGGAGGGGGUGGAAGUGGGUAAAGAAUGGUGUACAGAAAUCAGAUUUUUUUUCAUAAAAGCAGAAGAAAGAAGAGAGUCUAUUGGAACGUUGCGUUGAGAGACUAAAUCUGUACAUAGUAACUGAUGAGUCCUUCUUUGUAUUGUAUUUGGGAGUUGUCAGGAGUCCUUUGAAUACAUAAUAGAUAGACAGAUCUGGAUCAAAUACAUAUCUCAAGUACAUUAAAAUGCCAUUGAUUCAGCUUGGAGUUUGCACUUUUGGGACUAUUCUGUUGUCUCCAUUGUACCAAACUACUUUUGGGACUAUUCUGUUGUCUCCAUUGUACCAAACUAAAUCAAACUCAAUUAGCACAGCUCAAGUUAUUUGACUUAUGUAUUUGACCUCUGUAUAUUAAUAAUAAUAACCACUGGAUCAUACACUGGCACAGACUUGUUUGUUUUUUAAAGGGGCAAUCAGGAGUUGCUACAUCCAUUUUUGGACUUAUAKAUUCAUUAUAUGUACCCAUUCAUUCUUGAAGAAUGUAACUUAUAAAUGUCUCAUGAGCUUAGUUCAACUGUCAUACCCAAUCAGAACCUGAAAUAUA